AUGGAAGGUACAACAAUCGGCUGGAUCAAAGUUCUCCUCAAUGUUUUUGACUAUAUAACACUCGUGGUUUUCGUCAUGGAGAUCAUCAUCAAAUGGGUCGAUGGAUUCUGGGUGUUCUGGAGGAAUGGCUGGAAUGUCUUUGACUUUUUUGUCACGGCAAUGGUAGGGGGUGUUUGUGGUACAGAGGUUAAUUUAGGUCUAAAAUUGUAUAUCAUUUUAGUUUUAUGAAGCGAAAUGCCGAAAGAUCUCCAUAUGUAAUAUUUCAAAUCCGACUAUGAGGACUGGACUAGAUUCCAAGUCCGAGCAAAUGGAUCAAAAUGCGAGGACUUGAAAUCUAGUCUAGUCCGAAUUGGAGGAUUUGAAAUGACAUCUCAUAUACGAAUAUAUCACUACUUAAAGUGAGGUGAAUUAAUUUCGAUCCAGUUUAAAUCCUGACUACUGAACUAUGGACGACUCCUAAAAUAAGUGAUUUAACUGAACCUCUAAGGAGAACAGUUUAUAUAACUGACAGAGCUAUCCAUUACAUAUAAAUAAAGUUAGCUUGUUUAGUUUUCCUCCUGUAGUAACACUGGAUCAAUAAGAGAUGACCCUUUAAUCCUUUAUACUGGUUUAGAACUGAUGGAGCUAUUCACAUAUAAAUAAAUUGUUAAUUUAGUUUAGUUUAGUUUUCCUCUUGUAGUAACACUGGAUCAAUAAGAGAGGAUUCUUAGUGGACCUCUAGGAAGAACAGUUUAGAACUAAUAAAGCUAUCCAGUAUAAAUAAAGUUAGUUUAGUUUAGGUUUCGUCCUGUAGUAACACUGGAUCAAUAAGAGAUGAUCCUUACUGGUUUAGAACUGAUGGAGCUAUUCACAUAUAAAUAAAUUGUUAGUUUAGUUUAGUUUAGUUUUCCUCUUGUAGUAACACUGGAUCAAUAAGAGAGGAUUCUUAGUGGACCUCUAGGAAGAACAGUUUAGAACUAAUAGAGCUAUCCAGUAUAAAUAAAGUUAGUUUAGUUUAGGUUUCGUCCUGUAGUAACACUGGAUCAAUAAGAGAUGAUCCUUACUGGUUUAGAACUGAUGGAGCAAUUCACAUAUAAAUAAAUUGUUAGUUUAGUUUAGUUUUCCUCUUGUAGUAACACUGGAUCAAUAAGAGAUGAUUCUUAGUGGACCUCUAGGAAGAACAGUUUAGAACUGAUAGAGCUAUCCAGUAUAAAUAAAGUUAGUUUAGUUUAGGUUUCCUCCUGCAGUAACACUGGAUCAAUAAGAGAUGAUCCUUACUGCACCGCUAGGGAGAACAGUUUAGAACUGAUGGAGCUAUCCAGUAUAAAUAAAGUUAGUUUAGUUUAGGUUUCCUCCUGUAGUAACACUGGAUCAAUAAGAGAUGAUCCUUACUGGACCUCUAGGAAGAACAGUUUAGAACUGAUAGAGCUAUCCAGUAUAAAUAAAGUUAGUUUAGUUUAGGUUUCGUCCUGUAGUAACACUGGAUCAAUAAGAGAUGAUCCUUACUGGUUUAGAACUGAUGGAGCUAUUCACAUAUAAAUAAAUUGUUAGUUUAGUUUAGUUUAGUUUUCCUCUUGUAGUAACACUGGAUCAAUAAGAGAGGAUUCUUAGUGGACCUCUAGGAAGAACAGUUUAGAACUAAUAGAGCUAUCCAGUAUAAAUAAAGUUAGUUUAGUUUAGGUUUCGUCCUGUAGUAACACUGGAUCAAUAAGAGAUGAUCCUCACUGGUUUAGAACUGAUGGAGCUAUUCACAUAUAAAUAAAUUGUUAGUUUAGUUUAGUUUUCCUCUUGUAGUAACACUGGAUCAAUAAGAGAUGAUUCUUAGUGGACCUCUAGGAAGAACAGUUUAGAACUGAUAGAGCUAUCCAGUAUAAAUAAAGUUAGUUUAUUUAGGUUUCGUCCUGUAGUAACACUGGAUCAAUAAGAGAUGAUCCUUACUGGUUUAGAACUGAUGGAGCUAUUCACAUAUAAAUAAAUUGUUAGUUUAGUUUAGUUUAGUUUUCCUCUUGUAGUAACACUGGAUCAAUAAGAGAGGAUUCUUAGUGGACCUCUAGGAAGAACAGUUUAGAACUAAUAGAGCUAUCCAGUAUAAAUAAAGUUAGUUUAGUUUAGGUUUCCUCCUGUAGUAACACUGGAUCAAUAAGAGAUUAUCCUUACUGGACCUCUAGGAAGAACAGUUUAGAACUGAUAGAGCUAUCCAGUAUAAAUAAAGUUAGUUUAGUUUAGGUUUCCUCCUGUAGUAACACUGGAUCAAUAAGAGAUGAUCCUUACUGGACAUCUUGGAAGAACAGUUUAGAACUGAUAGAGCUAUCCAGUAUAAAUAAAGUUAGUUUAGUUUAGGUUUCGUCCUGUAGUAACACUGGAUCAAUAAGAGAUGAUCCUCACUGGUUUAGAACUGAUGGAGCUAUUCACAUAUAAAUAAAUUGUUAGUUUAGUUUAGUUUUCCUCUUGUAGUAACACUGGAUCAAUAAGAGAUGAUUCUUAGUGGACCUCUAGGAAGAACAGUUUAGAACUGAUAGAGCUAUCCAGUAUAAAUAAAGUUAGUUUAGUUUAGGUUUCGUCCUGUAGUAACACUGGAUCAAAAAGUGAUCCUUACUGGACCUCUAGUUAGGUUGGUUUAGGUUGAUUUAUAUUUUUUGCAGUCAAUUGUUCCUGAAGUAUUCAAUUUGGUGCUGGGAGGAAAGUCCUCGUCUUCAAUAUCUGUUAUCGGAGACAACAUGCGUGUGUUCAAAAUAUUGAGAUCAUUAAAAAUGGUAUGAUUCUGAUGUAGGCUCAGUAUAAAAUAACUGCACAACUGUUUGACGAAGCUAUAUAACGUAAGAGAUGUCUUCACUUUAUUUUUGUUUUGUUCAGGUUUCCAGGUUUGCACAGCUAAGGAUCAUCGUCCUGACAAUAUUUAAAGCAUUCAAGGUAAUGAUAGAUAAAGGUGGAAAAGAAAGGCUUAAUCAUUGAUAUAGGGACUUAAUUAAUGAUCACGUGCGUGAAAAGGGUUGUUAAAGGCUAGUUCACACUAACCUGCGAUCAGGUGUUCUUGGGGGAAAUGGGUUUACUUUCGAAACACGUGAUUAAAUUUACGAUUCACGUGAUCAUUGUGCACACAUAUUUUGAGGAAGAGACCAUAUAGAUUGGGACAAUCUAGUUUUCACAUGCAUUCGGUUGUAAUAUACCAUUUGCUGAUACAUAUUUUCCACCCUCCCUCCCCCCACCCGUUUCAAUGUUGGCGCCGCGCAUCCAGACAUCAGAUUUUUGUUGGCCCAACAUUGAACUGGGGGAACGGGGAGGCGCUAUUCCUUUCAAAAUAUAUGAAAUUACAGCAGCUGUCCCAUAGUUUCUGGCAAAGAUUGUAGUUACCUGUCAGAUUUAUACGAGAGACGGAAGGUCUGUCUGGACAAACUUUACCAAAAAGACAAUUUGUCUGAGAUAAGUUGUAUGUGUGGUACAGCUGGUUUACACUAUCAAAGUUUCUGUGAUCACAGCAGGAAUUUUACAUAGGUAAAUUAUACGUUUUCCACAUUAAGUUAGUUCCAUCAGUGUUAAAGUGAGUGUUAAACACUAACGCCUGUAUUCUAAAAGCACACUCACACUGCGUGGAGGUUCAAUCUGAGUUUCUCUUGUGUGUCAAUGCUGUUUUUGAAUAGCUGGAGGGCGAGUAGUCACAUAGUAAGGUAUGACACUAACCCUCCAGCUAUUCAAAACAGCUUUGACACACAAGAGAAGCUCAGAUUGAACCUCCACUCAUUCAUGCAGUGUGAGUGUGCUUUUAGAAUACGGGCUAAGCCAGUUCCCUGAAACAUUUCUUACAAAUCCUUACCAAAGAAUUUACUAAUGCAAAAUUCCUACUGUGAUCACAGACAAUUUGAAAGUGUCAACAAGUGUCCGACUAUAAUUCUGCCUCAGUUGCACGUGAGAGCACUUCGGUCCCCCUUGUUUACUUACUGACACAGAACUGUUUGAACAUGAUGGAGCUACCCAGAUAAAAAUUAAAAUUUGUUUACUUUUGCCCCGGCCCCCAGUCAAACGAGAGUUGAAGAGAAUUGCAACUCUAUUUUUGACCCGGACUUUAUUCUCAAUAAAUUGUGUCGUUUUCAGUCAAUGGCAUUCAUCAUGAUACUGUUGAUGUUAUUCAUGUACAUUUUUGCUGUGGCUGGUACGAUUAUCUUUGAUUCUUACUCGAAAUCUACGAGGACGGACCUCAAGUAUAGGGACAGCUUUAGGUAUGUAGAAAGGGACCAUUACCUUAUUACUAUAGGGUAUUAUUAUGUGGUAUUGGAGCACGGGACCAUAGGUCCCAGAAAUUUUUUUGAGUUGCUAGAAAAUAUUUCCCCAAGAGAGAUAAUUGUAAUAAUUUAGAUAAAAGGAGAAUUCAGAGGAAAAUUCUAACCAACAGAGAGAAUGUUAACUGUAGUGUAGAGCUGAGCUCAGAAGUGCAAUUUUAAGUGCAUCCAUUUAAUAAGUGCGAUGGUGUAUAAAUGUAUUAGACUAUAAAAUGAUUAUGAUAUAACAAAUGUUGUAUGGCAAAUGCAAUUUUAGCAAAUCUGGGACACCUGAUUUUCAAAAUUUUCGGGGGGAGCAUGGAUCCCCCUUGAUAGCGCCCACUAAUAGUGCCCUUUUUUGGCAUCUGUACUUAUCUUAGGAUCAGACCCUUGAUGCAUGUUAUCUAAAUUGGUUUUAUGUUAUAUAUACUCCCUCCUAAAAGUAUUACUAGCUUAGAUUCUCAGUGCAAUGAAAUAAUUUUUUUGUUAAAAUAUAGCAAGGCAUCCAAUUUACAACUUGUUUGUGUCACACAUUUACAGUGUCCGAUUGCCAAUUUAGUUGAUUAUUUGCACAAUGUUCUCUUGGCUCAAGGCUUCAAUAGCGGCUACAUAUGUCUAUACUCUUCUUCGGUAGCAUCAUUCAAAAUAAGAACAUAUCAAUACUUUUUAGAAACAGUUUAAACGUGGUCAUAUGUAAUCUAUUGUAUAUAUAAAAAAUGCUGUGCUGAGAGGUUAUUUUACUACCUUUUUUAAGGUAGUAAUAUAACCACUCAGCACAGAGUUUUCACAUUGGUACUACCUACACUGGUAUACAGACAGUUUUAAUAUUGUAUAUAUACCAUAUAUCUUUUUCCCCCACGUUACCUAAUAUAUUUGUUUGUUUGUUAAUAGUCGUAGUUAUAGAAGGCCCAGUGUAAGAUUAGCUUUGCUAAACUGGUUUUUGUAAUACCUUCUUUAAUUUAAAUAAAGUCUAUUAUUAUUUAUCUUUAUUUGCAUGACAACGAAUUCUAUAAAUUCCUUACAGUACAUUAAAGAACGCCUUCAUCACUUUGUUCCAAUUGUUCACCCUGGAUCAUUGGUUUGAGAUUUUGAACGACAUGGUGAAAGCAGUCAAUCCAAUUGUGGCAAAGAUUUAUAUUCUACUGUGGAUAUGUAUUGGAGCUUUUGUAUUCAGAAAUAUCUUUGCUGGAAUUAUGGGUACGUGCAUCGAUAUAACUAUAGAUCACUAGGGCAUCACCGAUUCAUACAUGAACUUGUGGUUAGAGCUCGACAACUGGCCUCUGUAUUUCAGUUGGCUAGAGCGCUGGGUAGCAUUUUGUGUAUUUGUGCAUUGCAUUUUGGGUCUAUCUGUUGAUAAAAAUUCAGAAUUUUGGUAGCUAUAUACAUGAAUUAAAUUUGCUGCUUUGCUCGCUCCUUGUGGUAGCUAUAAUCGUUACAUGUCAAAUUUUUUUCCCACUAUAAUAAAUAACUAGGCCCCCCUUCUGAACUAAUAUUUUUAGGUGCCCCCCCUUUUCAGUCAAAAAUACCUCAUAACCCACCCCCUUUUUUUGCCAGCUCACCCCCAUUCAUAAAUAAUGAAUGGUCCCUAAGUAGUAGUUAAAACAUGAGCAGCCUAUCUUUAUCUGAUAUACAACGUGCUUAUGAGUUCAUUGGCGAAGUAAUUUUAGGUUUAUGUAAAUCAGGACAAAUCUUUAUCCGAUUUACAAAUAUUGAUGAAACAUUAAUUUCUUUUGAAUUUUCCUCAUGAAUUAUUAAUGAGUAUUUCAAAUACAUUUGUGAAACUCAUUAAUAAUUCAUGAAGAAAACACAAAAGAAAUCAUGAGCGUGAAGGAGUUUGUAUGUACCUGAUACAAAAUCAUGCUGAUUUACAUAAACUUUAAGUUCAAUUUUCUCACAUACCAGUAAUAUCAUACAUUUUAAUAUCAUUCAUUUAUUUUAAAUUGUUGAAGAAUACGAAUGUUCUCAUCAAGACGUUUCACAAUCCAUUUACAACAUUCGCGUCCGUGUUGUAUCGGAUAAUUAUGCAAACUCUGGUCUUCGACUCGAGUUUGCAUGUCCGAUACAACACGGCCGCUCAUCUUGUAAAUAGUACUUCUGACAUGUGUUAGUAACCUCACAACGCUUAUACUGAAACCGUCUUUAAAAGCCAAACUAUUGAACUAUCGUUAUAUUUUUAUUGAUCAGUAAACAACUUUCAAAACAUUCGCAAUGACUUCAACCAACAAAUCAAAGAACAGAUAGCGGUGAAAGAACGCGCGGAAAUCAGAACUCACUUGGCAGAGGAGCUUGAGAAACAGGAUAAGAAACAUAGCAAAAGUCGGUAGGUGGAAACUGGUCGCGUUUUGGUCGGAUUUUCACAUCAUCGAUAAGAUAAUAAUAGUGAUUUGAAAACCUGCACAGGAUAAGUCUCCUGCCUAGUCCCCAGGCGCUAUAAAACGAUUUCACAUACUAGUCACUAUAUAAAAAAGUUCACAUGAAGCAGUGCGUCAUUAUAGACGCGCAAAGGGGGACGGGAUAUGAGCGUUAAACCCCUAUACCCUUGUUCAUCGCGAUGCACUACUUCAUGUAAACCUUUUAAAUAGUGACUCGUAUGUGAAAUAUUUUGAUAGCGCCUGGGGACGAGGCAGAUAAGUCUCAGUUUUGGUUUCCUUCUGUAGGAACACUGGACACUAAAGGCCAUGUUACACGGUGCAAUUUUUCUUGCAACUUGCAAAUGCAAUUCUACUCUUGAGAGAUGUUAAUUAGUGAAAUCAGGGAAGAAUUUUCGAUAUGUUGAAAAACGUAUUGUAACGAAGACUCGUGUUUGGCAAUUUUACAUCUCUCAAGAGUAGAAUUGCAUUGCAAGUUGCAAGAAAAAUUGCCCCGUGUAACAUGGCCUUAAGUGACGAUCCUUACACUAAAAAAAAACUGGUUAAAAAUUUCUACAGUGGUAUAUUUAGAGUGUGAUUAUUGGACCCUCUAGGGAGAACAGUUUAAAACUGCUGGAGCUAUCCAGUAUAAAUAAAGUUCGUUUAGUUGAAGGGAUGCGCUUUCUGACUUCUGGUCACUGUGCUUGCUUGUCAUGUACUUUUUAACCAAAAACUGUUGUUUUUCUUGGCAGACGUAUGAGCAGUCUUGCACCCGACCCGCAACCGCAAGGAAGAGAACGCCGCGCGAGUUCCUUCUUCAACAAAAUAUUUCGAAAAAGCACAGCGAAUGCGAUGGAAGCCAUGACAGAAGAACCCACGAAAGAAAUACCAGAAGAACCAAAACAACAACAGCAGCAGCCUCAUUUUGUUAUGCAACUGCAGCAAAAAAUGGCUCAGAUAAGGUAUGACAGUGCGGUAAUGUGAACUUGAAAUUAAAAGUGAAGUUGAAAUUUUGCAUUUUUCAUCAUUGACAGAGCAUCGGGCUAGUAUUCCAAAGGUCGUAGGUUCGAUUCCCACCGUGGCCAGGCAUAUUUUUCAAGCUUUCCCGGUGUGGAUAUACACACUCAGAGUAACACCACAAACAUCAUAUUCACCUGAGUACACAACACCAACACAGCAAAUCAUAAUUAUUAGAUUGCAUUGAUAUCGAUGGAACUAGACUCAGUUCUGAAAUAUCACAUACUCGAACCGACCUGACCGCGUAGCUCAGUUGACAGAGCAUCAGGCUAGUAUUCCAAAGGUCAUAGGUUCGAUUCCCACCGUCGCCAGGCAUAUUUUUCAAGCUUGCCCGGUGUGGAUACACACUCAGAGUAACAUCACAAACAUCGUAUUCACCUCAGUACACAACACCAACACAGCAAAUCAUUUUAAAAAGUUUUCUAAGCAAAGUUUAAGGAUUGUCAAAUUUUCAUCUAUAAAUCCAAAAUUAGAGUUGCCAAUGCACAAUAUGAAAAUGUCAGUUGGCAGCUUGUAACAAACAUCAUCAAAUGCCAUCAAACAAAUUUUGUUGCACAUUUUCAAUUUUUGGCCAGCCGUCUAUACCAAAACAAAAAUAAUUUCAUUUUUAAUUUUACCGCUCCAGGUCAAGCGAUCGUGAUCAACCUAGGGCGGGCAUAAAACGAACCAGCUCUUUCCAUGCCUACUACGCUUUACACACUGACGAAGACAGAACAGAAGAUUUAGAUUUUGGGGCACAAAGUGGGCAAGCCAUUCCAGAUGGGACUUUGAAUGUUGAAGAGCCCAGAACAACACGAGUCCAGUUCAAAGAAGAGAUCAAAGAGGAUAAGAACAAGGGAGCGGAAACGGCAGAAGAUGGUAAAACAUCGGAAAAAGAUACGGAAGCAGAGUUUGAAGGUGCUGAACUAACUUUAUUUAUACCGGAUAGCUCUAUCAGUUCCUAACAAUUCUGCCUAGAGUAGUGAUGUACCAAUAUAUGGAAAUUUACCGAUAUUUUAAGGGCGAUAUUGGUCCGAUGUUCUAUUUUACUUCGAAAUUCACAAAUGAUAAUUGGACUUACUGUAGAAACUUCAUCAUAACUAUAAGUUGAGAGUGGCCAAUCAUGCAUUAACACUUAUCAUACAUGAAUGUAUACAUUGAUAACAUCUUUGAAUAUGGCUAUACAGGGUGUAUAAAAAAAAACUGAACAGAUUUGAAAUCGCUCUCAAUUUCGCAAAACACCUAUUUGUAUCCCGUUUUUUAUAUAUAUAGCUUCUUUGGGUACUUAUAAUGUAGAAUAAUGGAAAAAAAAUCUCAAACUCAAAUUUGGUGAACCAGGGGGGUGUGUCUUUUCCAACAAACUAAAAAUGGCUCGCGCACAAAAUUUAAAAGCUUUAAUCAUAUUUUGAGUUAAUAGAUGGAAACUUUGUUUGGUUUUUAAUUACUGUACAAAAUUUCAGACAAUUUGGUUUAGUUUAAGCCGUUUAACUAUUCAUUUUAUUCUAAAAAAUCAGCCUUUCGCAUGCUUAAUUAAUGCAUUUACCAAAUUUGCAUGUUGCUAACAUAUGCAAAUUAGGAAAUGCAUUAAUUAAGCAUGCAAAUAGCUGAUUUUUAGGAAAAAUGUAACUUUGUGUGAAUAGUUAAACGGCUUAAACUAAACCAAAUUGUCUGAAAUUUUGUACAGUAAUUAAAAACCCGACAAAUUUUCCAUCUAUUAACUCAAACUAUGAUUACAGCUUUUAAAUUUUGUGCGCAAGCCAUUUUUAUUUUGUUGGAAAAGACACCCCCCCCCCCUGGUUCACAAUAUUUGAGUUCAAGAAAUUUUUUUCAUUAUUCUACAUUCUAAGUACCCAAAGAAGCUAUAUCUAUAAAAAACCGAAUACAAAUCGGUGUUUUGCGAAAUUGAGAGCAAUUUCAAAUCUGUUCAGUUUUUUUUUAUACACCCUGUAUAUUGAUAUUUAUAUUGAUGGAUUUGGGUCACUGAGUUGUGUUACAACUUUAAAUUUAAAUAUAUUGUAUAAAUUUGUUAUAAUAAAUGCCGAUAAUAUCGGCAACAAAGAUACCGAAUUGGGGGCCGAUAUCCGAUAUAUCGGUGCAUCACUACAGGUCCAGUAAGGGUCACUCCUUCACUCUUCUGCUCUUAGGCGAAAAUAUCAUCAGCCAACUGCAUAUUGCAGUAACCCAACCCAUGCACAUCUUUCAUAUAUUGUCACCUUCGUUUGUGUGAGGGGGAUAGGUAUAGGUCCAUGAACUUCAAGAGUCUUGUAUAUGGAAAUUAUCGAGUAGAAAUUCUAUAAUCUAUACAUACAGUUAUUAGACCUAACCAGCAACUUUAGGUCCUUGGCAGAAAUCGAGCCUGCGGACCUGCGAUUCCGGCGCAGCGCUCUAACCAACCGAGCUAUACAGUUCAAUUGUCGAGGUUAGAACCACAAGUUCAUGUAUAUAUUAUAUACUAGGGUACUGCCAUGUUAGGUUAUGGGUAAAUAUCAAGAUUUUGUUGGCAUCACACUCGAUUGAAUAAUAGUUGAAGGGUCUUGUGGAUGGAAAUGAUCAAGUGGAAAUUUAUUGAAUCGAGCAGCUCAUUGUGUUAACCGACCUUCUCUCUUACAUAAGUUCUUCGACUUUUUAGACUGGCAAAAGACCAUUGACGCAAACCUACACAACUUCCAACGCUGUCCAAUGGAGACAUUGUGGCCAAGAGACACUUUGUUCAAGUAAGAGUCUUCUCCAGGGACGCCGGAACUGGGGGGGGGGGCAGGGGGGGCGGCUGCCCACCUUGCCUUUUGCUUGGGGGGGGGCAGGGGGGGGCAGAAGUGCCCUUUUAGUUGUAAAAUACUACGUGAUAAAUUACAUUUCCAACGAUGCUUUUUGUAGGAAAAUCAUGAGAUUCAGGUAAUUUAUAGUUUAUAUUUAUAAAAAUUUUGGAAAAUUUUUGGAAUUUAGAAAAAUAUUUUGAAGAAAUGGCGGAAAUUUAAGAUAUGCGGAAAAAUUUUUGUCUUCACGGAAAAUUUUGGUAUGUCCGGAAAAAUUUUUGACCCUAAAAUGGUACACUGACCGAAAUUUUUUUGGCGACGGGGGGUGGGGGGCCCUUGGUGUGCGUCCGCCCCCUUUUGCCUUAUUAUCGUUCCGGCGUCCCUGGUCUUCUCAAAUGACCGCGUGCUUGUCGAAUCAGCUGGAUCAUGGAAUGUUUGCGUGACAGUGUUCCGGCAAGCGGGAUGUCUGACUAUCUGUACGGGAAUUUCUUCAUUCUGUGUGUUUAAUUAAUUAAAACUUUUCUUUUACGUAUAGAUAUUUUCAGUUGAUGGAACAACUGCAAGAAAAUCUUGUGGAACGAAAACAGUUGAUUCGAUUAUUAGGUAAGUUUAAUCUCUUUAAAUUCCAAACCAAGUUAGGCAGGCUUCGCUUUAUAUUCACUGUGUGUGUUUGUUAGUCUGUUCGUUUGAAACAUAGUCAUAAAAGUCCUCAUUAUCUAUGUUUUUUCUUGGUUUAAGCAUGGAUUGUAAAAUAAAUGGAUAGGAAACUAGCUGACGUGACCUAAUGUUUUCAAUGGGCUGAUGGCGUGGAUGGAUGUCUCAACCUAGUUGAAGACCAAAUUCUCAAAAACGGCAUGUUUAGCAAUAAUACAGCUAAACAAUUUAGUCAAAUAGCAAAUAAAUAUAACCACGCCAUUCUACGAUGAAAACUCUAAGUAUUCCCAGUCAAUUUUAGCAAAUAUUUCAAGCACUAAACAGUGAAAAAUACAUCACAAAUUUCGUUAAAAUUUGUGACGCCAAUUUCGUAGCUACAAAUGUAAAAAAAUACAAAACAAAGACGAAAAACAUUUACCUUGAAUACUUUGUCGUGGCUUAGGCAUGUUUUUAAGACAAUUAGACCAGUUUAUGCUUCAAUAUUACUCUUUUAAAGUGGAAAAUAUAGCAAAACAACAAAAAUGCCGAGAACUUUGGUAAGAUUCGCAAUACGCGUGACGUCACGUUUUUCAACAAGGUCACAGAAUAGGAAGUUAUACCAGAAGCGUAACUCGAGCAAAUAUUUGUCCGCGUUUUUACAAGCGAUUCGUCAUCAAUCACGCCAUCGUGGCUAGUACAACCGGCACUUUGUACCUACCAAACCUGAUAAAAACUUCCGGCUGUACUAGCCAGGAUGGCGUGGCCUGACGUGAGCGAGUUAAAAUUUUCGUGGACGUCAAACAAUAAGGGAAACGACUAGAGUUACGCUUCUGGUAUAACUUCUUAUUCUGUGACAAGGUUGCGGCCAAUGACGUCAGAAGUUUCCUAUCCAGUUAUUUUACUAGAAAAUACAUGCAUGCAGAAACCCUCGCAUUGCUGACAAAACCGUUGUAUUUUACGAACAUGAAGUAUCUAAAGUAGUUGUCAUGGUAACACGAUAAUUUUUUGAGAAUAUUCUUAAUACAAAUGAAAAAUCGCCUAAAAAUAUCACUUUUAAUUACAAAAUUAUCAAUUUCCCAACAUAUUUAUGUUAGGUAUGUAAUUAUACGUAAUACAAGCUUCAAUUUAAGGUAAAAUUCAACCACAAACAAUUCACAAAACGUUUUAAAGUGUUCUUUAUAAAACUAUAAAACUGCCUUUAACUAUUAAAUGGCUUUAUCGAUAAACUUUGAGUUUUGCAAUAAAAUGAUUUCAAAUUCUCGCUUGCAAAUAACUUUGCUUUAUUUUUAUUUAAAAAAUUCAAUAUAAUAAAAAAGGGAAUCAAUAUUAAAGAUACACUGAAAUUAUAUGCUGUCUUGUUUAGUUGUUUCAUAUUCACAAAGGCCGUCGGGUUUUAAAGCCAUUAUAAAAUCAAUAUUUAAAACAAACUUACCUUCGUUAACGUCGGCUCCCUUCUUUUAGCUGAUUCUUUCGCUCUUUCUUUCUUGAAAUUUACAAAAUCUUGCAGAAAUACGAGCAAAAAUGAAGAAUAUUUGCAAGAAAUUUGUCAAUCAUCAACUCAUCAAAUCAAGAAAUGUCAAAUGUUUGCUAUUUCGCUGUCGUCAUGCAGCCGUUAUAAUGCAAACUUUAAAUUGGACCAAUCAGUGUCCGCUUUUAAUGACAGUCCGCCAUAUUUUUGAGAUCAGUGACGAUGACCACCCAUCGUUGGUGACCGACGCCCGCGCUCAUUGAUGAACUUCAGACUUCCCUAAUGCUUUCGUUUCUCCGGGUGUAAAUAGCCGGGGGGAAUUAGUACCCUCGCACGGCGCUUCGCGCCGCCGGCUCGGGGACAAACCAUGGUUUAUGCACGAAUUUUAACGAAAUUUGCGAUGCAUUUUUUCACUGUUUAGUGCUUGAAAUAUUUGCUAAAAUUGACCGGAAUACUUAGAGAUUUCAUCGUAGAAUGGCCUAGUUAUAUUUAUUUGCUCUUUGACUAAAAUGUUUAGCUGUAUUAUUGCUAAACAUGCCGUUUUUGAGAAUUUGGUUUGCAACUAGGUUGAGACAUCCAACCACGCCAUCAGCCCAUUGAAAACAUUAGGCACAGAAUAAAGACAUACAGAAGUGUAACUUCCAUUACAAAACCGUAAGGCGCUUUUUUAAAUUUUUGCCGAAAUAGCUGGCGGCCAUGUUCUUAGCAAGUGCCCUAAAGAGAGGCAUUCACUCCCCUGGAAUAUUAAAUUUUCAAUAUGUUUUCAGGGGGGUGACUGCCUCUCUUUAGGGCACUUGCUAAGAACAUGGCGGACUGAAAAAAUUCCUUACGCACUUUUAAUAAGAAGAUACACUUCUGUAUGUCUUUAUUCUGUGUAUUAGGUCACGUCAGCUAGUUUCCUAUCUAUUUAAUUUAUUAUCCAUGGUUUAUGCAAGAAAUGCUCGGUUCACCGUCGUGCAGGGAUUAUUUUAAAGAAAUUUUAUCACCAUGGCGCUGAGUAGUUCUCUAGCUGGAUUACAAGUUAUUCAUUGUAAAUGGAAAUGAUGCACUACUGAUUUGUAGAAAAAGACAGAUCUUUUUUUUUGGGCGGGGGGGGUGAUCCUUCCCCAGCUGAAUUUUUCGGUUUUUUUAGCCUCCGAAGGUUGAUUUCUUGCAUUUUCAGACACAAUUUUCUAUACAUUCCAUCUUCAAAGAUUGAAGUAUACUAUAUAGGCCAUAUAAAAGCAUUGUUUGGUUACGGGAAUCUGCACUUGCUUAUAUUUUAGAAAAAGCUAGGUACCUUCACAUGCACAAUUUGAUGAACAUUAAAGUGUAAACUUAUUGUGUAUUUGGCUAUUAAAUUUAUGUGUAAUAUGAAAGUUGAACAAGUUGAACUAUAAUUUGUGAUAACUGAUGCAAACUUUUCACGAAUUAACAUCACCUAUUUUUAAAGGGGAAGUCAAGUCCGUUCUGCGCAUCGGUUCUGCGCAUAACAAUGUGAGGACCUCUAAUGUGAAAAUUGCCCAAAUUUCGAAUGUUUCGAAUUUUUCUGAACAUAAACUUUAUUUCAUAUUCAUUUAGAAGCAAAUCGCGAAGCGAAUCAAAAUGCUGUUAGAUAUUCCGACAGUACAUCAUAUUUUAAAAAAUACAGCAGUUCAAAAUGUAAACAAACCGUUUGUUUACAUUACGGACUUGACUUCCCCUUUAAAUAUUAAAGAAAAUCAUUACUGCACAAAAUCUCAUAAUUUAUCAUUGCAAAAAUAAACGUUUGACACUCUGCGCAAAUUGAUUAUCACUGCAUGCAUUUUAAAAUAAUUCCUUGUCACUUCGCCAGAGAAACCAAUGGACCUUUCCCCUUAUAACUAAUAUUUUGAUCUAGACAAGUCUAGACAAAAAUUUCAUCACAGCUUGAAAGAGCAUCACAAAAUUAGUAAUAUUCUAAAGUUUCGUUGCGAAAUGUUGUAAAAUGCGGAUAAUAUAGCCUUGCAAAAUGUGCAUUUUUCAGUCAUUUUGUAUUACAAACGGGAAAUCGAUGCCCCAACACCCGAUUGGGCUGUCAAUUUCCCAUGUCUGAGACUGAGUAAUACAAAAUGACUGAAAACCGGCAAACUUCGCAAGGCUAUAUUAUCCGCAUUUUACAACAUUUCGCAACCAAACUUUGGAAUAUUACUAAUUUUGUGAUGCUCUUUCAAGAAAUUUUUGCCUAGAUCAAAAUUUUAGUUAUAAGGGGAAAGGUCCAUAGCCUAUGUUUUCAUUUACCGAUUGUGUAAUAUCAUGACUGGGUGAUAAAACCAGCACACUGCUAUUGGUUGUGCCGAUGAACCGACCAUUUCUUGCAUAAAUCAAGAUAAAAACAUAGAUAAUGAGGUGUAUUAUGUCUGCAUCAAGUUUUCUAACCUUAUUAUUCUAUUUAAUCAUCUUGUUAAAAUUCUGUCAACAUAUGGUAUAGCUCGAUUUGAACUAUUUUUAAUUUCAUACUCAAUUCAAAUUAUUUGGCGCGUUUUGGCUUUCCACACUCGAUGAAACGGUUAAUUAAAAAAUGCUAGUCAUUGAAUGUUUGAAAAUAUUCUAAUCCUAAAAAACGAACUAUGCGACUAUAAAAUACAUGUUUCGUCUUUCGACCUCUUCAGUUUGUCGCCAUUUUUAUUUUUAAAUUUUUUUUUUAAAUAUUUUUUUAUAUUUAUGUGACUUUCUCAAUUUAGUUGAAGCGCUACUGCAAGUUCACGAUUCAAAGAAAAUUGUCAAGGAAGAAUCCAAGCAGGAGAAACAACCUAAAUCUGCACCUUGA
Messenger RNA from Paramuricea clavata, 15197 nucleotides. NCBI's taxonomy places the organism in Eukaryota, Metazoa, Cnidaria, Anthozoa, Malacalcyonacea, Plexauridae. The record is from the annotation of a GenBank genome assembly.